This is a messenger RNA of Cherax quadricarinatus, 868 nucleotides long. Its product is annotated as crustacyanin-A2 subunit-like. Gene Ontology annotation, molecular function: pigment binding. Gene Ontology annotation, biological process: response to reactive oxygen species; lipid metabolic process. Gene Ontology annotation, cellular component: cytoplasm. The record is from RefSeq and is a predicted model, not a curated record. Lineage: Eukaryota; Metazoa; Arthropoda; Malacostraca; Decapoda; Parastacidae.
AACUUUCAUCAUGUAUACUGUAGUCAUCAGUGCCGCCCUCCUGGCGUGUGUUGCCGCCGAGGGAAUUCCUAGUUUUCUCAAACCUGGAAAAUGUGCUUCAGUUGCUAAUCAGGAUAACUUCGACCUCAGAAAGUAUGCUGGGCGAUGGUACCAGACCCACGUCAUCGAGAACCCAUACCAGCCAGUAACUCGCUGCGUCCACUCAUACUAUGACUAUUCCGAGAGUGACUACGGCUUCAAGGUGACCACCGCCGGCUUCAACCCCAGCGACGAGUACCUUCAGAUGGACUUCAAGGUCUACCCAACUAAGGAGUUCCCAGCAGCUCACAUGCUCAUUGAUGCUCCCUCGGUGUUUGCUUCACCCUUCGAGGUCAUCGCUACUGACUACGAAACUUACUCCUGCGUCUACUCCUGCAUCAGCACCGAUAACUACAAAGCAGAGUUCGGCUUCGUGUUCUCUCGUACUCCCCAGACCUCAGGACCUGCUGCCGAGAAGUGUGCCGCUGUCUUCAACAAGAACGGUGUUGAGUUCUCCAAGUUUGUGCCUGUCUCCCAGACGGCUGAGUGUAUCUACAGAGCUUAAAUCUCUUGGAAACUUUAACAUGCUAUAAUGAAGAUCAAUUCAUUCUUUCAUUAUAUCAUCAUGUUGCAACAAAAUAAUGAACAAUUAUAGAACUAGAGCGUAAGAGGUGAUCACAUGCUAUUCCCAAGCAACGAGCCCUGAACAUCUUGGUGUGAAAAUGGAAAGAGUUUUUAUUAGACAAUAUACAUAAAUCUGUAUAUAUGUGUAUAUAGUUUGUAUCAAUAUAUAUAAUUUGCGCUAUCGUUAAAAUAUGUCUGAUAAAUUUUCAAUAAAACGAAACUGUCA